Suhomyces tanzawaensis NRRL Y-17324 is the source of this 1137-nucleotide messenger RNA. RefSeq names its product Arc1p (gene ARC1). Gene Ontology annotation, molecular function: tRNA binding. The record is from RefSeq and is a predicted model, not a curated record. Lineage: Eukaryota; Fungi; Ascomycota; Pichiomycetes; Serinales; Debaryomycetaceae. Gene Ontology annotation, cellular component: methionyl glutamyl tRNA synthetase complex. The coding region runs from base 1 to 1137 and encodes 378 amino acids. The transcript has a single exon.
AUGGCUGAUUUCAUCGCAAAAUUCAACAAAUUGAAGUUAGGAGAAGCUUCCAAGGCCGACGAAGCCUCAUUCCCACAAUUUAGCGCCGAACAAAAGGCUUUGGCUGCCCAGUUUGACACCUUAUCCACCAGAUUCGAUGAACCAGAAUCGGUGGUAGCAUUGAAUGACUCCUUAAGAACCAAGACCUUUGUCACUGGAAACACUCCCUCCAAGACCGAUUUGGUCGUUUUCGAAAAGGUUUUGCCAUUGGCUUCCAAAUGGACCUCCAACGAAGACUUGGCUAAGCACAGACACAUCUUGAGAUGGGCUGAUUUGGUCCAAAACACCCUCUUCGAGGUCCCACAAGAUCAAAAGUUGACCUUGAACUACGAUGUCGAACUCCCAAGAGAAGUCAAGGAAAAGAAGAAGCCAGCUGCCGCCGCCGCUGCUCCAGCUGCCGCCGCCGCUGCUCCAGCUGCCGCCAAGGAAGCCCCAGCCAAGCAAGCCGAAGCUGCCACUGGCGGAAAGGAAUUGACCGAAGAAGAAAAGCAAGCCAGAGCUGCUGCUGCUAAGGCCAAGAAGGAAGCUAAGGCCAAGGCCAAGGCUGAGCAAAACGCUAAGCAACAAGCUGCUGCUGCUCCAGUUCCAGCCACCCCAGCCUUGAUUGACUUCAGAGUUGGUUUCAUCCAAAAGGCAGAAAAGCAUCCUAACGCUGACUCUUUGUACGUUUCUACCAUUGAUUUGGGUGAAGAAACCGGUCCAAGAACCAUCUGUUCUGGUUUGGUGAAGUACGUCCCUCUCGAAGAUAUGCAAGAAAGAUAUGUUGUGGUUAUUGCCAACUUGAAGCCAGUUGCCAUGAGAGGUAUCAAGUCCAUGGGUAUGGUGUUGUGUGCCUCCAACGAAAGUACUGUUGAAUUUGUCAACCCACCAGCUGGUUCCAAGGCUGGUGACAAGCUUUUCUUCGAAAGCUUCGACGGUACCCCAGAAAAGCAAUUGAACCCAAAGAAGAAGGUUUGGGAAACUUGUCAGGCAUUGUUUUCCACCACCGAGAACUUCGAGAUCACUUACACUGAGGAGGGCAAGGAGCCAAAGAAGUUGGUCAACGCCAAGGGCGAAUUCUGUAAGAACAGCACUCUUGUCAAGGCUGAUGUCAAGUAA